Sabethes cyaneus is the source of this 2817-nucleotide messenger RNA. RefSeq lists its product as uncharacterized. The record is from RefSeq and is a predicted model, not a curated record. The coding region runs from base 1 to 2817 and encodes 938 amino acids. The transcript has a single exon. Gene Ontology annotation, biological process: DNA integration. Gene Ontology annotation, molecular function: nucleic acid binding. Lineage: Eukaryota; Metazoa; Arthropoda; Insecta; Diptera; Culicidae.
AUGCAUACUACAAAUAGUACGGAGUUUCCAAAGAUCCCGAUUCCCGGAGUUCGUUUUAGAAUAGACCCAUCGAUACCACCGAGACAGAUUAUAAGGUACAAUAUACCGAAAGCUUUUGAAACUGCUAUGAACGUCAGGCUGUACGACAUGGAGGUUAAAGGAAUUAUUGAGAGAGCAGAUAAAGAACAGGAUGUUAUAUCUUACGUGUCACCACUGGUGUUGGUUCCGAAGGGUGCAAAUGAUUUUCGCAUUGUCGUUGACUACCGGGCUGUUAAUAAAGCCAUAAUCCGUGAGCCCUAUCCAAUGCCAUCGCUUGAGAAAAUUUGGGCAAAAAUUCCAAACGGUGAUGGCAGAUUGUUCUUUACCAAAUUGGAUUUAAAGGACGCAUAUUUUCAUGGCGAGCUUCUUGAGGAGGUACGACAUUAUACGACGUUUAUGACGGCCAAUGGUCUUAUGCGUUUCAAACGAUUGCCUUUCGGGUUGUCAUGUGCACCUGAAUUAUUUCAGCGUGUAAUGGAAACACUCUUGCUCAAGUGUAAAAAUAUUGUCGUAUAUUUGGACGAUAUUUUAAUUUUUGGACGUACCCUCGAAGAACUGGAAACCUGUGUUACUGACGUCAAAAAUAUUCUCUUAAAGAAUAAUUUGACAAUCAAUGAAAAGAAAUCCGUUUAUAACAAAAUUUCAGUGGAUUUUCUUGGAUUUACGAUUGAUGGCUCCGGUAUACUUCCAACGUAUAAUAAAAUCUCCGAUAUCCGACUUUUCAAGAACCCAAAAGAUACUUCUGAAGUACGUAGCUUUUUGGGUAUGCUAACGUUCAUUAGUCCGUUCAUGAAAAAUUUCUCACACAAAACGAAGCCACUACGGGAUCUUUUGUCAUCGAAUUCUAAAUUUAGAUGGGAAAAGGAACAUCAAGAAGCCUUCGACGAUCUUAAAGAGGAAGCCGAGAAGCACUUAAUUAAACGAGGAUACUUUGAUGAAAUUGAUAAAACCAUCCUUUAUGCGGAUGCUUCACCGUGGGGCCUGGGAGCUGUUUUAGUCCAAGUAAGCCGAACUUCUGAAAGACAACGUAUCAUUGCUUGUGCAUCUAAAAGUUUGACAAGUGCAGAAUGUAGAUAUCCUCAAUUACACCGGGAAGCACUUGCUAUUGUCUGGUCAAUGGAGCGGUUUGCCUACUACUUGCUUGGUCGUCGUUUCAUAUUGCGCUCAGACAGUGAAGCUCUCAUGUUCAUGAAUAACAAAAAGGGUGGUAAAGAUAUAGGAAAAAGAAUUAUGUCUAGAACGGAAGGUUGGCUUUUGCGGACGGAUCAUUUCUGGUAUGAGUUUGAACACGUAGCAGGAUGUGAUAAUAUAGCGGAUGCAGUUUCGAGAAUUGGUAUUCAACGCGAUGAUCCGCAAUAUGGUACAGAUACGGAAUCUCAUGAAUUGUGUUCGGUUACUGCAAAUCCAGGCUCAAUCAGUGAUCAGCUUUUAGCUUUAACCAUCGGGCAAGUCAGGGAAGAGUUGCUAAAAGAUGAAGAACUACAGACAGUUAUGACUUGGCUUAGCAAAAAUGAGAAGUGGCCAGCAGAUAUACAGAAGUACCAACCAUUUCAAAAAAAGCUGUACUUGCAGGGAGAAAUUCUGAUGAAGGAAGAGAAAAUGGUUUUACCGUCGGCUCUACGUAAAAGAGCUUUACGUUUAGCUCACCGAAGCCAUCCUGGUAUGUCUACCAUGAAAAAUAUUUUAAGACAAGGUUUAUGGUGGCUUGGAAUGGAUCGUGAGGUUGAGGAGUUUGUGAAGAGUUGCCCGGAAUGUCAGUUGGUUACGUCGUACAGCCAUCCACCACCUAUCACAAUGACGGAGAUGCCAACUAAUCCUUGGGACUAUGUAUCGAUGGAUUUUUCAACGGCAUCAGAGUCACAUAACUGGAAAGCAUUGGUAUUAACAGAUAAUUAUUCGCGUUUCCUGAUUGCUAUCCCAAUGGAUAAAACUGACACGGAAGCUGUCAAAAAGGCCCUUAAACGAGUUUUUAACACCUACUAUAUUCCAAAGACAUUAAAAACGGAUAAUGGUCCUCCUUUCAACAGUCUGGAGCUUAAAAGUUGGCUGAAAGAUAGUUGGGGAGUAAAGUUGAUGCACAGCACACCUUUAAACCCCACUGAAAAUGGGUUGGUCGAAAGGAGCAUGCAAGGUAUAAACAAAAUCACGGCAAUAGCGAAACUUGGAAAGCAGAACUGGAAGGAAGCUCUUGCUGACUAUGUAGCUGCUUACAAUAGCUGGCCACAUCAUGUGACGAAGAUUCCACCAGCGGAGUUGAUGUUCGGAAGAGCGGUCAGAGGUUUACUGCCGGAUAUACGUACGGAGCAAAGGCAUAAGGAGGAUGGAGAACUGCGUGACCGAGAUCAAAUUGCAAAGUUUGAACGUAAUACACGAGAAGACAAUCGUCGCAGAGCACAGGAAUGCGAAAUUAAGGUUGGAGACAUAGUGUUAGUUGCCCAGCAGAAAAGGGAUAAAGCGGAUACCGUAUAUAAGAAAGAGUUGUACAAAGUUAUUGAUUUGAUUGGAGCUGGACGAGCAACAGUGAAGGAUAUUUCAACGAACAAAACUUUCGACCGCAGCGUCAAAUUUUUUAAAAAAUUUGUGCAGCGCACGGAGGAAGAGACGGAAACGACGGCUAAACCGGAGCAUUGUAUGGAGAAGUCUGAAUCGAAUUGGGCGCAGCAGGACAAGGGGAUUCUGGAGGAUGCAGGCCAGUUGCGGCAUCGGAUCCAGCGGCAGAUCAAACCACCAAAACGAUAUAUUGAUGCGGUGGUUCAAGGAGUCGAGGGAAUUAUUUAA